AUGGCGAAGGGAGCACUGGAGAAAAAUCUCCAAUUUGAGAAAAAGAAUAAAGACCUCAUCAGACUCCCAAAACAUGCCAAGGUCGAGAAGCGCCCUAUACCUCAUGCGCCAGUUGCCUCCCCGUAUGCCGGCGCCUCGGUGCCCAAGAUUGUCUACGUCUCCAAGUCCACGCCGUUUAUGAGCGCCGUCAAGCGCGUGCAGAAACUCCUCCUGCAGGCCGAGAAGCGCGCCACCGCAAACAUAAACCUUGAGGAUACGCGCAAGAACGAGAAACAGAUACUUGACGAGCUGUCCAAGGUGUCAGAGAGGCGAGAGGAAGUUUUCGUGAAGGCGACAGGACGGGCUAUUGAGAAGGCGCUGAACGUAGCCAAAUGGUUCGAGGAAAAGGAAACCGAGUACAAAGUCCGUGUCAACACGGGGAGUGUGAUUGUCGUAGAUGAUAUCGUUGAGGAUGAAGAAAUGAAAGCAAAAGAGGAACAGAAACGACAGCAGCAGAAAGAGCAAGCCCAAAAUGACCCGGGAGAUGCGGCUUCUAAGCCGGAAUCAAAGUCAGCCGCAAAGAAGAGGAAACGUCAGGCCGCCGCGGCAGAAGACGACGCCGAGCUCCCCGAGAGCCGGACGAGGUGGAUUAAAAUGGUUGAGAUCGCCGUCAGCCUCAAGUGA
This is a messenger RNA of Penicillium mononematosum, 663 nucleotides long. RefSeq names its product ribonuclease P subunit p20 family protein. Gene Ontology annotation, molecular function: RNA binding. Gene Ontology annotation, biological process: rRNA processing; nuclear-transcribed mRNA catabolic process, RNase MRP-dependent; tRNA 5'-leader removal. The coding region runs from base 1 to 663 and encodes 220 amino acids. Lineage: Eukaryota; Fungi; Ascomycota; Eurotiomycetes; Eurotiales; Aspergillaceae. Gene Ontology annotation, cellular component: ribonuclease MRP complex; nucleolar ribonuclease P complex. The record is from RefSeq and is a predicted model, not a curated record. The transcript has 2 exons.